AUGUUCGUUCAGUUGGCAGUCAUCUGGUGUGUCCUUAUCGCCCAAGCAUUCUCUCAACCUUCAUCCAGUGAUGUUUUAUUGCAACGGCUGCACUAUAUUAACACGCCGGUUGUUCGAUAUAUCGCUGAAAAUGAAGGAUUGCGGAAGAGUCUCAGAGGACUAAACGAUGCUAUGAGGCAGAAACGUUUCGAAGGCGUCCAGGACUAUACCAGCCUUGAGGAUCCGUACAUGAAGCGAACAAGCCUCAAACGACUUGCAAUUCUGAGUGCGAGAGGAUUCGGAAGGAAAUGA
Messenger RNA from Necator americanus (New World hookworm), 291 nucleotides. RefSeq lists its product as uncharacterized. Lineage: Eukaryota; Metazoa; Nematoda; Chromadorea; Rhabditida; Ancylostomatidae. The transcript has 3 exons. The record is from RefSeq and is a predicted model, not a curated record. Bases 1 to 291 code for a protein of 96 amino acids.